Fraxinus pennsylvanica is the source of this 516-nucleotide messenger RNA. Lineage: Eukaryota; Viridiplantae; Streptophyta; Magnoliopsida; Lamiales; Oleaceae. The record is from the annotation of a GenBank genome assembly.
AUGGGAAAACACUGGCUUUCCAAUGUGGCUGGAGAAUUAGCACUGUUAGCAGGAUUAGUCCUAUGGGCUACAAAAUUUCCUCGAACAAGGACAGAUACAUCAAUUCUUGCAAUCCCGAAAAGAGGCGUUGGACUCAUCUCUGAGAGGUUUUUGCCGUGUGAAAAUGUCAAGCUAAACUUCUCCAAGAGCCGAAGUGUAGUAUUACAUUCUUUUGGCUUCCUCGGAAGCGUAGACGGUAAUACACUUUACCAUUUUGUAUUUGCUUGUUCGGUUGACGGCAACUUUUCUAUGAAGCAAAAGAAAAAAUGCAAAGGAACAACACAAAUUCUGAACAUGGAAGGCGCACCUCCUGUGGCCUCACCAAAUUCAUGGCUCUAUAAAGCAGAUAGAGAACUAGAGAGUUUACCUCAACAGUCUCUUCUUCAAUCUAUCAACUUGAACUAUCGUGAAAGGCUCGACAUCAAGACUAAGUUAUUUUCUUUUAGUUCCCAUGCGGGGUUGGAAUUGUUGGCCUAG